Blepharisma stoltei is the source of this 1114-nucleotide messenger RNA. NCBI's taxonomy places the organism in Eukaryota, Ciliophora, Heterotrichea, Heterotrichida, Blepharismidae. The record is from the annotation of a GenBank genome assembly.
AUGAAACCUCAAAAAAGUACAGCAAGUUUUGACUUACCCGACUAUUUAGCAUCAAAAUAUACACUCCGCACUAACACUCCACAAAACCGAAGACCAUCAAAAAAAUUUCUUCCACAGCUGAAAUUAGGCGUAAGUGAAGAAACUCCGAAAUCGUUUCAUGGGUCAUUUAUCAAUAUUUUAAAUACUGAUACAAAAAAUUCUCUUAUAGCUGGGCAUGAGAAAUCACCUCAUGGGUUCAUGUCAGAUCUCAAAAAAAAUCGGCUUUCUCAUAAUGAUAGUUUUACACAUCAAGAAUAUUCAAUAUCUAAACAAUUAACUUCUUUUGAUUUGCAUACUUUGCCACUCAGUCAAGCUGCUGAUUAUUCACAGUUAGAAUGCCCACAUGUCAGAAGAAAAUGCGGAUUUUCAAAAAAGUGACUACUUGUUACAGAAGAUCCCAAAGGUUUUAAAAGGAAUCAAGGAUUAUGCAGUUUUUAUGCAAAUCAGCCACAGCCACAUAGAUAUAAAUUUGGGGAAGUUAAAAGGUUGAAUGAGAAAAUGCUGACCCCCUUCUUAGUAAGCAAACAAAACCAUUGGAAAGUCCUUAUUUUUUGUCUAAAAGCCCACCCUCCGUGAGCAAAACAAAAAUUUUUUAUGAAAAAAAAAUUUUGAUAUUUAAAUGAUAAUUAGUAUAAUGAAAUCUCUAGCUAAUUCUGUUUAAUUUUAAACAAAUUGCGUUUUUAAAACAUAAAUUUUUACAAAUUAAAUAAAUAUUUGCUUUCCAAUUUUUGCGAAUUGUGAUUUUUUAAAUUUCCAACACAAAAAAAUUAACCUCCUCCGUGAGCGAACCAAUUUUUUUUUUUUCACUCACGGAGGAGUAAGCACUUUGAAAAGCGUAAAUUCAAAGAAACAAUUAUUUGAGAAAGUUAGGCAUAGAAGCCUUCGUAGAGUUGAAAGUGAAAGAGAAAAAAUUCGAUCAAAAAGCACUGAUUUUAUGCUGAUGAGAAAAAUUCAUAAAAAAUCCCAAAAAAAUUGAGAAUUAUUGGAUGCUCAAAAUAAUGAAGAAGAAAUAAAGUCUUUUGAUUUGAAAUUAAAAAAUAUCAAGGACCGAAAAAGAUGAUGCUACAAUAUAUAA